AUGGCCGAUACGGCCGGAUGGGAUGUGAAAGCUUCUGUGGCAUCCAAUCCAUUGCUGAUACGCCGGUCGCUCUCAACUGUCGAUGCCCCGUGGCUGCAGGCGACGAUUCAGCCAUAUCAUUGUAUCGCGAAGGUCUUCUUGCGCAUGCGUCUUCCACUUGAUAUUUCCUGUCGUUCCUGUGGUUUAUCGGAAGGCCGCCAGGUUCUACAGGACUAA
Messenger RNA from Penicillium paradoxum, 216 nucleotides. RefSeq lists its product as uncharacterized. Lineage: Eukaryota; Fungi; Ascomycota; Eurotiomycetes; Eurotiales; Aspergillaceae. Bases 1 to 216 code for a protein of 71 amino acids. The transcript has a single exon. The record is from RefSeq and is a predicted model, not a curated record.